AUGCUUCACUUCUUCUUGGCAGCAGCCUUGGUGACCUUGGCACCAGUAGGAUCCUUCUUCUCCACGGCCUUGAUGACGCCCACAGCAACAGUCUGCCUCAUGUCCCUCACGGCGAACCUACCAAGAGGUGGGUACUCGGAGAAGGUCUCCACCACCAUGGGCUUGGUCGGAAUCAUCUUCACGAACCCAGCAUCACCAUUCUUCAAGAACUUGGGCUCCUUCUCGAGCUCCUUUCCGGAUCGCCUGUCGAUCUUGGUCAUGAUU
This is a messenger RNA of Linum tenue, 264 nucleotides long. The record is from the annotation of a GenBank genome assembly. Lineage: Eukaryota; Viridiplantae; Streptophyta; Magnoliopsida; Malpighiales; Linaceae.